AAGCUGGCGACUAGGGUUCUACGCUGCACUUUCGAUCUGCUCUGCAGCGGUCUCUUUCUGCCACCGUCCCGCGGUAAGGUGUUCCAGGGGUCCUUCUCUGCUUUCCCUUUCGGAGGCAAAAGGCUGAAGUACCUUCUAUGCCGCCGCCUCGUCCAACACACCGGGACACGCGGAUGCCAAUGUCUACCAACGGCCUCUUGGGGUUUCCCGUGGGACUUAAAGUCUCCCUUCAAUGAAGUCACACUUGGUCAGUAGGACAAGAGAGGUCAGAGUCCCUGUUCCCCCCACCCUCCAACGCGGCACAUUCACUCCCCCAGGACUGUGGUGAAGAGGACUGUUUGCCCAGGACACCCCAGCCGGUGCCCUCACCCUGCUCUAAGGGGCCCCUCCCCAAAGAGGCACUCCAGAAAUCUCGCCCUCUCGCAUCUGACUGGAGCCCGAGAUCCCAGACCGGAACCAGGCUUCAGCUUGCUUAAAUUGUGGUGGAAUUCCUUGCCAAUCUUGAGAACUCAACCCAAAAUUACAAGCUUAGCAUUGAAUUUUGUUCAAUGAAUGAUGGGUGAGAUAUUCUCUCAGCUGAGCUUUCAGUGGAAGGAUGAAAACAAGUUGAUUUUGUCUGGUGACCCAGCCAUUGGAAGCAAGGCUGCCAGCUACUCUAGUACGGGUAGCAGCAACUCUCUUUGUUCCUGUGUGCCUUGUGAAGGGGCUGCUGGUACCAGCUUUGUGACUUGUCCUACCUGCCAAGGCAGUGGUGAAAUUCCCCAAGAGCUGGAGAAGCAGCUGGUGGCUCUCAUACCCUAUGGGGACCAGAGACUGAAGCCCAGACACACGAAGCUCUUUGUAUUCCUGGCUGUGCUCAUCUGCCUGAUGACCUCCUCCUCUGUCGUCUUUUUCCUGUUUCCUCGGUCCAUCACCGUGCAGCCUUCGGGCCUCAACUCCUCCACAGUGGCCUUUGAUGAAGAUGACAUCCACCUCAAUAUAACGAAUAUCUUGAACAUCUCCAAUAGCAACUACUAUCCCAUCAUGGUGACCCAGCUAACCAUUGAGGUUCUGCACCUGUCCUUCGUAGUGGGAGAAGUUUCCAACAGCCUUCACCUACACGUUGGCCCUUUAACCAGUGAACAGAUAUUUUAUGCAGUAGCCAACAGAAUAUUGGAUGAAAACACAUACAAAAUAUGUACCUGGCUGAAAAUCAAAGUCCACCAUGUACUUCUGCACAUCCAGGGCACCUUGACCUGUUCCUACCUGAGCCAUUCAGAGCAGCUGGUCUUCCAGAGCUAUGAAUACGUGGACUGCCGGGGAAAUACGUCAGUCCCCCACCCACCGGUCCCUCACCCACCGUGACCUGCCUGCUGUCCCCAUACUAUAGGCACUUGUGAGCCUGGUCUGUAUCUCCCACAACUCCAUGCUGAUCAAGGAAAGACUAUAGUGGCUUUGCCAGAGGAAAAGUCCUGCCUUAUUAUACCCUCACUCCACAUGCCUCAGCAUGGGAAGCUUGCUGAAGUUAACGUCACAGGCCUGUGCACACAUGCACAUACCACAUGCUUGCAUCCUCUGAUUUCCCCAAGUUCUUUCAGGAGCAAGCAUCAAAUCCUACCUUGUUCUUUCAUGAGGGAAAUCUGACCUGACAUUUUAUUGAAUUGCCUUAGAGUUCCUGGAGUGGGCCCUUGGCCUUUCUGUACUGUGCACCUUGGUUUUCCUGCUCUAUUGGGCCUGGCUCUCCUGUCAGUAUGUUUUAUCUGGCUUUUAAAACAUAGAUCCUUUUCAAAUUUUCCACUAGUGAGGAGAAAGUGACUUUGGGGACACCCACUAUUGUCUCCAAAGCCAUUUUAGGGGACCAUAGAUGCUUUCCUGUGCCUGUCUACUUUGGUCAUGUGGCAAAGUGAUGGUGAUGGCCAGCUCCUCUCUGGUAACUUGUCCCUUGUCAUCUGACAGUAAUAUUCGCAAAGGCCCUUGGGCGUUCUGUCCUUCCUGGUUAAUGACUGUCCCUGGUUCUAAGGAAGACAGAGAUGUUCUCCAGCUAAAGCUUCUCUUCUCUAUAAAAUAGUUUUACUGGUCUCUUCAUAGCCAAAGUAGGAGACAAGGGAGCCACUGGGACCCCUUGGAGCUAUACAGGAAAAACAGAGCCAAAGGAUGAGUAAUUUUAAAAGGUGUUUAUUAAAGGAGAGUUUCUGAGCCCAUUUGAGUAGACACAGACAGGUCAAACAGUGUGCCCAGCUGCUGUGUUCUGAAAGCCCACAGGAGAUGGAGCUGUCAGUGUCCAUCCAACACCGCUGGGCUCUGUUCUGCCCCCAGCUCAGCACCAGGGUACAUUCCUGGGCUUUGACAGUCUCAUCAGCAGGGACUGGUCUGGACCCCUCACUUUUCCUGUCACUCAGGUGGAGGUCAGCCCCAGAUAACAUCUUCCCCUUGGAUUCCUGAGGGGAACUGGUUUCUGUAUUUUAGUGGAACCAGAAAGGUUGUUUUUCAUUAAAGGUGACUGGGUCUUUAUCAUUCAGACAGGUGGAGAUAGGAACAGAGGUAGGCAGGGAAAGUUGAAUUAAAUUAGAAUGGGAAGAGAGGAGGAAAUGGUGAUAUAACUCAGCUGGCUGGAGAACAAGGGAAAGGAAGGUCUGUCACCAAGCUGAGGCUACAGUGGUGAUGGCAAGAGCACAGAGGUCCAGGGAGGCCAGGCAGGGCUGUGUGUGUAGGUCACUAAAUGUAAAGCUUUAAAUUUAUAUUGCAUCCAAUAAACUAUACUUAACAGUAUUCCAAACAGUCUUCUGGAUCUGGU
Molecule: messenger RNA, 2773 nt
Organism: Otolemur garnettii (small-eared galago)
Lineage: Eukaryota; Metazoa; Chordata; Mammalia; Primates; Galagidae
Gene: TMEM106A
Product: transmembrane protein 106A
Exons: 8
Coding region: 553-1344 (263 amino acids)
Source: RefSeq, a predicted model, not a curated record